CAGUUCGAUAGAUUCAAUGUUUUUGGUAAUUGCGUUUCUGUCGUGAAAUAUGUUAAUUACUUCUCCCCAGGUAGUAAUCAAAAGAAGGAUCACCACCUCAGGCUAAGGUGUGUCACCUGUCACACCUGCGUCAGUCAUCGCCUAGUCCUUUGUUUCUUCGUGACGUCUUGAGGAAGCUGUGACCCACUUAUCGUCGAAAAAGGAAUUCUUCUGUCUUCACCUCCCACAUGUGCAGUAACGACAUCACAAAUUGCUCAUGCGUCAUCAAUGAGAUGGUUAUGACGACCGAGUGAAACGUUGUGUCAAGAAACAAGUUUUGAAUUGAGUCGGAUGAAUCUCGACGUAAAGCGGUACUUGUAGGGGAAACAUGAAGACUGCAACCCACCUGUUGCUUGUGACUCUACUGGUGGCGCUCGUGCAAGCAGGGGAAGUGCAGGAUCUAUUAAAGUCAUGGAAAGACAUGGACAUCCUGAAAAACAUCGCGAAUGGCGACAAGGCACUGUACAAUGAUGCUGCAUUCCAGAAGGAAGCCGGAGAGACUUUAGACAGAAUCAGGCGUGUUGUAACCAACAUGUCUCCUGACGAGAGACAAAAGAUGCGUCUCACUGUAGCCAAGCACAUCGGACCACAAGGGGCCCAGAGGAUCUUAGCCUUCUCCAAGAUGUUGAAACGUUUGAAACCCGAUUUUCGAACACAAAUGUCAUCGGUUUGAUACACUUGUUUAGCAUUUUUUUUAACUUUUUGGUACUACAGAUGUUGUAUGUAGCAUCAGGGAACACCGAACAGUAAACAUACAUUUACACCAUCUUCACGAAAUAUGUAAAUAUAUUUAAGACGUGUAUAACGAUUUCCGAACACAAAUGUCAUCGCUUUGAUAUAUGGCCAGCGUUUCCCUUUUGAGCAACUUUUUGCAAGGAGCUUUUAUACUGAUAGCUUUAGUGAACACUGAACAGUAAACAUACAUUUAAACCAUCUUCACGAAAUAUGUAAAUAUAUUUAAGACGUGUGUAACGUAAACCUCUAAUAUUUAUUUGUAUAUAUUCCCUUCCUGGUAAACAUAUACCAUUGAUCGUCCUUGACGAACAAUUGGAAAAUCAUGAAUUAAAAAUAAAUUCCGUAAAGGUAGUAUUAUGAUUGUAACAUGGUUAUAUGACUGUACCAUAAAAUUAAGUACUAGUACUAGACACUCUCAUUAACCAGUGAAAUAAUUAGCCCAUUACCACGUGCUAGUGACACCGAGUGAUAUGUCACGAUUCAGCCAUCUUUAGUUUGACUGUAGUACAAUGUGUUUUUAUUUGCUUUUGCUAUAGCUGAAAGCUUAUCAUUGUCAAAUAAAACUUUGUUACUGCUCUAUAA
Molecule: messenger RNA, 1356 nt
Organism: Branchiostoma floridae (Florida lancelet)
Lineage: Eukaryota; Metazoa; Chordata; Leptocardii; Amphioxiformes; Branchiostomatidae
Exons: 4
Coding region: 368-712 (114 amino acids)
Source: RefSeq, a predicted model, not a curated record